UCAAUUUGACAUAAGCAAAAACAUUGAAAGAAUAAUAGAAUUAUGAAAUAUCACAUUUACUUUAAUUAAUACAUUUAUAAUUUUGAUAUGAACUGUAAAACAUUAAAAUCCAUUAAUUAGAAAUCAUAAAUUUGUAUUUUGUUUAUAAACGUAAUUUAAGGAAGGGUUGUUGAAGAUGACGACAAAUGUGCGCGCUUCGGUGUCGCAGAUAUUGCGAAACAAAGAUGAAGGCGGCGAUGAUGAGGAAGAGCCAAAGAAAAAAUCAAGGGAGGACUGGAGAAAAGCUAAGGAGUUAGAAGAAGCGCGUAAGGCCGGAACUGCGCCAGCGGCGGUCGACGAAACAGGGAAGGACAUAAAUCCUCACAUUCCCCAAUACAUAUCGUCCGCGCCGUGGUACUAUGGCACGGCGGGCCCCACGCUCAAGCAUCAACGGCCGCAAGCCGACCGGGAGGGACAGUUCACUAAACUUGACACAUAUUACAAUAAAGGAGUUGAUGAUACGAAAGUAGCAACGAAAUUUAGAAAGGGUGCCUGUGAAAAUUGUGGAGCAUUGACACAUAAGAAGAAAGAUUGUCUGGAGCGCCCGAGGAAGAUUGGUGCAAGAUUCACAAAUGCAGCAAUAGCACCAGAUGAGUUUAACCAGCCCGACCUGAACUUGAGCUAUGAUGGUAAACGGGACAGGUGGAAUGGCUACGAUCCUGAACAACACAAAGCUAUCAUAGAGGAGUACCAGAAAGUUGAGGAAGCUAAGAGGGAACUGAGGGCUAAGAAACUAGAACAGGAUCCAACAGCCACAGAGGGGGAUGACAAUGAGGAGGAGGAUGAGGACAAGUAUGUGGACGAGGUGGACAUGCCCGGCACAAAGGUGGACUCCAAGCAACGUAUUACAGUGAGAAACUUACGUAUCAGAGAAGACACGGCCAAAUACCUCAGGAAUUUGGAUCCCAAUUCCGCUUACUAUGACCCCAAGACUCGUUCGAUGAGGGACAAUCCCAACCCGAGUGCAGCCGAGUCGGAGUACCUCGGGGAGAACUUCGUGCGGUUCACGGGCGACACGCGCGCGCAGGGCGCCGCGCAGGUGUUCGCGUGGGAGGCGCACGCGCGCGGCCUGGACGUGCACCUGCUGGCCGAGCCCACCAAGCUGCAGCUGCUGCAGCGCCAGUACGAGGAGCGCAAGCGGCUGCUCAAGACGCAGGUGAAGGAGUCGGUGCUGGAGCGCUACGGCGGCGCGGAGCACCUGCAGGCGCCGCCGCGCGACCUGCUGCUGGCGCAGAGCGAGGUCUUCACGCGCUACAACCGCGACGGCACGCUCGUGCAGGGCCCGGAGAAGCAGCUCGCCAAGAGCCAGUACGCGGAGGACGAGCUGGUGAACAACCACACGACGGUGUGGGGCUCGCACUGGCGCGACGGCCGCUGGGGCUACAAGUGCUGCCACUCCUUCGUCAAGAUGUCGUACUGCGUGGGCGAGGCGGGCAAGGCCGCGCUGCUGGACGCGCCGCACCCGCCCCACAACGAUACUACAGAUAACAAUCAUAAAGAAAAACCUGCAAAAUCUUCAUCGGAGUCCAGCGCCAGUAGCAGCAGUUCAUCUGAGUCCGAAAGCGACACCAGAACUAAGACGGAGAAGACGAGUAAGAAGAAGAAAAACAAAAAGAAAGCUAAGAAGAAAAAGAAGAAGGACCAGAAGAAAGAAAAGAAAGCCGUUGAUAAAUUGAAGAAGGCGCUGGCGGAGGAGGAGCGCAGCCAGCGCGCGGCGGAGCGCCAGCUGGCGGCGGACGAGCGCAAGCGGCCCUACAACAGCAUGUACGAGGUGCAGGCGCCCUCGGACCACCAGAUGGAGGCCUACCUAAUGAAGCGCAAGCGGGAAGAGGACCCCAUGUCACAAUUUUUGUAAAGCAGUCGUAAUAAAACACAUCUAAAAAUUAA
Molecule: messenger RNA, 1926 nt
Organism: Papilio polytes (common Mormon)
Lineage: Eukaryota; Metazoa; Arthropoda; Insecta; Lepidoptera; Papilionidae
Gene: Slu7
Product: pre-mRNA-splicing factor Slu7
Exons: 11
Coding region: 176-1894 (572 amino acids)
Biological process (GO): mRNA splicing, via spliceosome
Cellular component (GO): spliceosomal complex
Molecular function (GO): pre-mRNA 3'-splice site binding
Source: RefSeq, a predicted model, not a curated record